Molecule: messenger RNA, 2232 nt
Organism: Lachancea sp. 'fantastica'
Lineage: Eukaryota; Fungi; Ascomycota; Saccharomycetes; Saccharomycetales; Saccharomycetaceae
Source: the annotation of a GenBank genome assembly
AUGGCCGAGAAUGAGCCAUUUGUUGUGCAGUUCUUGAAUGACCUCAAUUGUGGCCAGUACAUCGACAAGUUCAAGUCUUGGAACCUCAUAUCUGAAAAUGUGAUGGCACAUCUAGACAAAGAGAUUCUGAUCGAAGUGGGUGUAAAGAAAAUCGGCGAUCGUAUAAGGAUCCUCAAAAGGUCCCAAACGCUGCGUGGAAACAAGUCCCGGUCUCCUGUGGAAGCCCGUGAACUAUUGCAGAAAUUCCAAGCUCUCAGCCUCACGCAACUAACUACUUCAGAAGAAUUGGUAACAGACAAGCAUUCGGCGAUUUUCAUCCUCAACGAUGGAUCGGCCAAGAAAGUCAACGUCAAUGGCUGUUUCAACGCAGAUUCCAUCAAGAAAAAGCUGAUAAAGAAACUUCCAAGCGAGUUUAUCGCUUGCACUCCACAGGGCGAAGAAACACGCAAUUCGCAAGACUACGAUGUUUUCGUAGUAGAUUAUACCAAAAACGUCCUGCAUUUGCUUUAUGACGUGGAAUUGGUCACCAUCUGUCAUUCGACAGAUCGCGUGGAGAAAAAUAGGCUCAUUUUUGUUUCGAAAGACCAGACACCCAACGAAAGAGCCACGCUGACGUCCAAAAAACUUCAUCUGAAGACCCUGAGCGUUAUUAACCAACUCGGUUCUAUCUCCGGCUUCACAAAUGCAACUCCGAACUCGCGAGCUCGUUUCCACGCUGCAAGCACCUUGGCGUCAUACGGCGCCUCCCCGGUUCCGCAAGCUAAUCUGAGAAUCGAAAAUUCAAAGGAUAAUAUCAGACAAAUCUUCAAUCAGAGACCUCCAAGCGAGUUAAUCUCCACUAAUCUUGGCGAAUACUUUCCCCAUGCUGAUUCCAAAAGUCUACGGAAAACACUUAAAAAUUCAGUUCGCCAAUCAAUAAGGCUAAGCUCUAUCAACGGUUCAAGCGCACUUGUGAAUGGUAACAAUGUGGGCAACAUAUGGGUUAACAACUCCAACGCUGUUGGCAAAGCUCUUCUACAGAGCAUAGAUCCGACCACAUCCGCGGCUGACAAGACUGACGCUGCUGCAUCCACCCGUCGCGGCAGCGUUGAUGACGACACACUCAAUUUCAGUCCCACAGAGGCGUCUCGUGAGGAUUUGAGCUCUCGAAAGCCUAGCGGAAGCUCUGCAGAGUCCAAAUCGGCUCCUGCUAAACGCCCCGGCCUAAUUUCUCACAACGCGUACGGCGAUAAAGCACCACUCAGACAGAAAAAUACAGAUCGCAUAGAGCUUUUGCAAGUGCAAUCAGACUACGAAGAAGACGACGGAGACACGAUUUCUUUGCCCACCAAAGUCGCCACUCCCAAAAACUGGCUCAAGGGUGCCAGGAUUGGAGCUGGUAGCUUUGGUAGCGUAUACCUAGGAAUGAACGCUCAGACUGGUGAAUUGAUGGCCGUAAAACAGGUGGAACUUCAGCCGGCUGCGGUUACGGCAGGUGUCAUGUCCGUGUCUGACGGUGUCAAAAAACAGUAUAAUCAAAAUGCAAGUACGGCAGCCGCGAAGAAUAGCUCUCAGGUACACAGGAAAAUGAUUGACGCGCUACAGCACGAAAUGGGGUUGCUUAAAGAAUUACAUCAUGACAAUAUCGUGACCUACUACGGCUCGUCUCAAGAAGGUGGAAACCUUAACAUUUUCCUGGAAUACGUACCUGGUGGGUCUGUUUCUUCGAUGCUCAACAACUACGGUCCGUUUGAAGAGCCUUUGAUCAAAAACUUCACACGCCAGAUCUUGAUCGGCUUGGCCUACCUGCACCGCAAGGACAUCAUUCACAGAGACAUUAAGGGUGCAAACAUUCUAAUAGACAUCAAAGGCUGUGUUAAGAUAACAGAUUUCGGUAUUUCCAAGAAACUUUCUCCCUUGAAUCAGCAGCAAAACAAAAGAGCGUCAUUACAGGGCUCGGUGUACUGGAUGGCUCCUGAAGUAGUUAAACAAGUGGUCACGACUGAGAAGGCCGAUAUCUGGUCCGUCGGGUGCGUCGUCAUCGAGAUGUUCACAGGCAAACACCCGUUCCCAGACUUUUCCCAGAUGCAGGCCAUUUUCAAGAUCGGCACCAAUACCUACCCAGAUUCGCCGUCCUGGGCUAGUGAUGAAGCCAAGAGCUUUCUGCGCGAGACUUUCGAACUGGACUACCGCAAGCGGCCCACCAGUAUCGAGCUUUUGCAACAUUCUUGGCAGGACACUUCUCUGAUGUAA